AUGCACGAUGCGAGGACGCUCUCGGGCUUUUGCGACUUCCUCUCGACGACCAUCGUGGCGCUUGCCACGCCAGCGAGCUCGCUUCAGAAGCCAGCGUGGGCCUCGACGGCGCACUGCACCCACGCCGAGCUCGUCGACCAAGCAAUUGGCAUCGCGUUGCAGCGUAAGCGAAAGGACUGGAAGAAGCAUCCCAACCUCAUCACGCUGGGCUUCACGAGCGGCUACGAGAGCGACGCGAACCACUUUACGCUCCACGCGCACAACGUGAUGCACCACAGUCCGAAUUCGCUUGUGAGCCUCCUCAAAAGCGUCUUCUGCCCCAUGGAGCUGUAG
Molecule: messenger RNA, 333 nt
Organism: Saprolegnia parasitica CBS 223.65
Lineage: Eukaryota; Oomycota; Saprolegniomycetes; Saprolegniales; Saprolegniaceae
Exons: 2
Coding region: 1-333 (110 amino acids)
Source: RefSeq, a predicted model, not a curated record